Rhipicephalus microplus (southern cattle tick) is the source of this 2324-nucleotide messenger RNA. RefSeq names its product TATA-box binding protein associated factor 5 (gene Taf5). Gene Ontology annotation, biological process: transcription initiation at RNA polymerase II promoter. Gene Ontology annotation, molecular function: protein binding; RNA polymerase II general transcription initiation factor activity. The record is from RefSeq and is a predicted model, not a curated record. Gene Ontology annotation, cellular component: transcription factor TFIID complex. Lineage: Eukaryota; Metazoa; Arthropoda; Arachnida; Ixodida; Ixodidae.
AUGGCGGAGCCAUCGGCCGACGGUUCGAUGGUCGUCGUGCUCAACAACGGCGAUGCCGCUGCCGCACCGGCUUCGGCAGCGUCGGCCGCUGUUACGACGACGACUACAAGCACGACAAACUCCGUGUCGAACGACAAAGAGGAUGAGGACGGCGAUGAUCCGUUCAGCGGGCUCGACAAGAGCUCGCUGCUCGCCGUGCUCAAGUUUCUCAAGAAGAACAAGCUCCAGGAGACCGAGCUGAUCCUGCGCAAGGAGGCCAAGCUCCUUAACGACCUGCAGGACGACUCGGCGGCGGCCCCCACCACCGGCUCCGACGUCACCAGCGUCCUCUCGACCUACAAGAGCGAGGGCGAUCCCGACAUCUACGAGGACAGCUACACCAGUUUCAAACGGUUCGUGGAGGCAUCGCUCGAUUCGUACCGUCACGAGCUGGCCAUGGUCCUGUACCCGGCCUUCGUGCACAUGUACCUGGAGCUGGUCUACAACGAGCACGAACGGCAGGCGCUCAAGUUCAUGGAGCGGUUCGGGCCCGAGCAGGAAGAGUACUACCAGGAGGACGUCAAGCGGCUCGGCUGCCUCACCAAGAAGGAUCACAUGAAGGGCAACGAAUUCAUGGACAACUUCAGGUCGGGUCAGUUCACGGUGCGCAUGUCUCGCGACACGUACAACUUUCUCAAGCGAUACCUGCAGGACAAGAAAAACUCGGUGCUGCAGAACAUCGUCCAGGAGCACCUCUACCUGGACGUGUACGAAGGGAUCGCACGGGCCAAGGCGCAGUUGGACGCGACGGCGGGCGCCUUCCUGGGCGAAGCGGCGCGUCAGGCGAACAAGGUCAAGGUCUACUACGGCCUCCUCAAGGAGCCCGAGCUGACGAUACCGCUGGACGAGGACGACGAAGGCGGGGAUGGCGAGGGAGGUGACAAGCCAAAGAAAAAGAAGCCAAAGAAAGACACGCUGCUCUCUAAGAAGGCACGCAACGACCCCAACGCGCCGCCCAACAGCCGGAUCCCGCUGCCCGAGCUUCGCGACGCCGACAAGAUGGACAAGGUGAGCGCCAUGAAGGAGGCCCUGAAGAGGGUAAGACUCGGACCCGAAAGUCUUCCCUCCAUCUGCUUCUACACCUUCCUCAACUCGUACCGGGGCGUCACAGUGGCUGAAAUCUCCGAGGACAGCACCUUACUGGCCGCUGGCUUCGGCGACUCCUCCAUUAGGGUGUGGACCCUGACCCCGCACAAGCUCAAGGGCAUGAAGUCUGCGCACGAGCUCGAGACCAUCGACAAGGAUGCCGAGGACGUCCUCUACCGGAUGAUGGACGACCGCAGCGGCGUCGACGUGCGCCACCUGCUGGGCCACAGCGGCCCCGUGACGGCGGUGAGCUUCAGCCCAGACCAUUUGUUCCUGCUGUCCUCGUCGGAGGACUCCACCAUCCGGUUGUGGAGCCUGUUGACGUGGACAAACGUGGUCUGCUACCGGGGUCACUGCUUCCCCGUCUGGGACGUGCGGUUCAGCCCGCACGGCUACUACUUCGCCUCGUCCGGCCACGACCGGACGGCCCGCCUCUGGUCCACAGACUCCUACCAGCCGCUGCGGGUGUUCACAGGGCACGUGUCCGACGUAGAUUGCAUCCAGUUCCACCACAACAGUAACUACAUCGCCACGGGCUCCAGCGACCGGACGGUCAGGCUGUGGGACGUCCUUUCCGGUGGUUGCGUGCGCUACAUGACGGGCCACAAGGGACGCAUCUACUGCCUCCAGUUCAGCAACGACGGCCGGUUCCUCGCCUCCGCUGGCGCCGACUGCAAGAUUCUCAUGUGGGACAUCGCGCAUGGACACCUGCUUGCCGAGCUGUCCGGCCACACGGACACUAUCUACUGCCUCUGCUUCAGCCGGGACACGGCGAUCCUCGCGUCGGGCGGCAUCGACAACUGCAUCAAGCUGUGGGACUUUGCACGGCUCAUAGACGAGAUAGAUCUCGAAGAUCUCAACAUCUCGCAUGCACCGACAGUGCGGACAAACUGUGACGGGCUCCUGUUGGGCUCGUAUCCGACCAAGGCAACUUCCAUCUUGGCUCUGCACUUCACGAGGAGAAACCUGUUGCUCGCGGCUGGCAUGUACCAGAGUGGUUCCUGAAAUUGGGACGGGGUAUCUUUUUAAAUUUCUUUUUUUUUAUUUGGAGGGUUCUGCCAUGAGGUGUAUGCGUUCGUCUUUCACUUCAGCACACUGACCAUAUUUUGGACAGCUCAUUUCUCGCAUUCUUAUACAUAUGUACAUAGGUUCAUGUUUCAUCGCUUUCUAGAAAAAAUAAAUAUAUAUAUCUAUAUCUG